UAAGGUUAACUAAAAAAGAUAUAGCUACUGAAGAGAUAGUGGAAUCCUUAUUAAUGAAAGAAGAUAAAGCUGUUAAAGAACUAGUAGAAUCUUUGUUAACUAAAGAAAAUAUAGCUGCUGAAGAACUAUUAGAAUCCUUAUUAAAUAAAGGAGAUGUAGCUAUCGAAGAGAUAAUAUAA
Molecule: messenger RNA, 179 nt
Organism: Funneliformis caledonium
Lineage: Eukaryota; Fungi; Glomeromycota; Glomeromycetes; Glomerales; Glomeraceae
Source: the annotation of a GenBank genome assembly